CCCAGCCUUUACAUGAAAUGUCAAACCUUAUUUACAACGGAAACAUUGUAGAUUUUGUAUUUUGUGAAUUUUUAUUUUAUUUUAAAUAUUAGUAACGACACUGUGGCAUUGUCAUUCAAGAAAAAUGUCAAAAGUCGAACCAUACUCAGUAACAAACACACCCGACCUUGAUUCGAAGCGAAAGAGCAAAUCACUGCCAUUGGACUUCUUCCCGGAUUGCUGGGUUAAAGAUGAGGAGCGUAUGGAUGUUCUGUUCAAUCCAUUCCGUCCGAAAAACGUGAAUCCAGUCAACUACGAAUCGAAACUGAAAUUCUGGAAGUUGCUGAUCGUAAAAUAUUGCAACGAGAAGGGCAGUGCAAAUGUAUCCGAAUUCGAACUAAAAAAUUCGUUCAUGCGAAACGGCAGAAAACCGAUGUGCCUAUCGACUGUGCUGCAGGACAUGCUGAAUAAUCACGAAAUUGAAUGCCUGCAAAAAUACAUGACACCCGUUCAGCACAGUUGGAAAGGAUGGGCAAUUGACGUUAUGGUUAAGAAACCGGCAAGUUGGGGAUGGAAUGUCGUGAAGGAUCGAAUUUUUCAACCGAGUAACCAGGCCGAAGAAAUGGAAAAUUUUAUCGUGUUGGAAAGUGUAAAGAAACAUGGCGAAAUUUUACAGAACCACCACCUAAGAGGUGAGAUUCUGAUGCUUGACGAUGUAGUGAGUAAAUCGAACGAAGUUGGUCUGUCAGCUGAAGGCACUGAAUUUGCUCUGCACUUUCUUAAGAAGAGUCAACAAGCUGAUACUGCAACAAUAGAGCGCAACGUGAACGGCGAAACUGUGACGGUUGUGAAAUUUGCUAGAAUUGAUUCGAAGACCAACAUCACCGAGUCCGAUAAAGCGAUGUUCAAUUUGAAUCAAAUGGAACGAAUUUUGACCAAGCGAACGGAAGCGAUCGAGUCACAAAUCCACGAAAUGGAUGAGAAGGUCAGGUCGCUAGUACGUGAGAAGAAGAAGGAUAUGGCGAAAAAUUACUUGAAGAGGAAGAAAAUGAUGAUCGCCGAUCUAGAUAAACAACUUGCGCAGCUACAGCACGUUUCCACUCUGAAAGCAAACAUCGAGAAUGCCAAAUAUAAUGCUGGCGUUGUUGAAACGUACAAAAUGGGCGCCAAAGCCUUAAAAGAAAUCUACGAAGAAAAUGGCUUAACCGUUGACAAAGUGGAAGACGUUAUGCUUGACGUCCAAGACAUUGUCGACGAUCACGAUGAAAUUCAGAACAUUGUUGGCGGUGUGAACAUUGCGAAUGGAAACGAUGUCGACGAACUGGAACUGGAACGAGAGCUACAAGAUCUGAUUAACGAUGAUCGUAAUGACAACGAUACUGGGCUGCCACAACCGGAUCCAGACGAUUCGUUGGAGAGACGUUUGACUAAUUUGAAGGUACCGAGCUUCGGAGACUUAUCGUUACAGGACAGUGAACAAUCGCCAGUUCGAGGUAGUUAAAGGGAAUCGUUUU
Molecule: messenger RNA, 1493 nt
Organism: Bradysia coprophila
Lineage: Eukaryota; Metazoa; Arthropoda; Insecta; Diptera; Sciaridae
Product: charged multivesicular body protein 7
Biological process (GO): late endosome to vacuole transport via multivesicular body sorting pathway; vesicle budding from membrane
Cellular component (GO): multivesicular body; cytoplasmic side of plasma membrane; ESCRT III complex
Source: RefSeq, a predicted model, not a curated record